CUAAUGCAGCACAAACAACAAGCCAGGAGACACAAAGCUCUAUGUUUACUGCUACCACAGAAACAGAACCUACAACAACAGUUCAAUCAUCAUUUACAACAGCUACAUCCCCAAUGCCCACCUCCACAUUAGAAUCACCUACAAGUGAAAGUGGAUCGACCGUGCAAACUACUAUGUAUACAACAGGUACCUCUCCAUCUUCACCAUUUACUUCAACAGAAGGACAAAGAACAUCAGAUUUAACUUCAACAGAAAUAUCUUCAUCCACUGUAGAGCAAACAACAAGCCAGCUGGUUCAAACCACUCUGUUUAGUUCUACCAUAGAAACAGAACCUACAAUGACAGCUCAAUCAACAUUUACAACACCUAUGUCUCCUAUAACCACAACCACAUUUGAUUCAUCUACAAGUGAAAAAAGUUCAACAGUGGAAUCUACAUCAUCCUCGAUAGGUACCUCUCCAUUUUCAAUGUCUAUUAUGACAGAAGGACAGAGAACAUCAGAACUCCCUUCAACAAGAACUGAAAUAUUUUCAUCUGCUAUAAAAGAAACAACAGUCCAGCAGUCAGAAUCCACUCGGUUUACUUCUACCACAGAAUCGGAACCUAAAACAGCAGCUGUAUCAGUAUUUACAACAGCUUUUACCCCUAUCAGCCCAUCCACAUUAGAAUCUUCUACAAAUGAAAGUGGAUCAACAGCAGAAACUAUAUUGUCCACAACAGGUACCUCUCAAUUUUCACCAUCUACUAUAACAGAUGGACAAAUCACAUCAGGAUUCACUUUAUCAAUACAUACGUUGUCAUCUAGUGUAGAACAAACAAGCCAGCAAACACAAACCACUCAAUUUCCUCCUACCACAGAAACAGAUUCCAUGAGCACAUCCACAUUAGAAUCGUCUACACUUGAAAGUGGUUCUACACUGGAAACUGCAAUUUCCACAAGUAAAUCUUCAGCUUCACCACCACCAUUGUCGACGACUAAAGGACAAACCACAUCAAAAUUGACCUCAUCUAUAACAGAAAUAUCGUCAUCUAGUAUAGAACAAUCAACACGCCAACAGACACAAAGCACUCAAUUUACUUCUACUACAGAAACAGAAUCUACAAUGACAGGUCAGUCAGCAUUUACAACAGCUAUGUCACCCAUGAGCACCACAUUACGAUCAUCUACACUUGAAAGUAGUUCAACAGUGGAAACUACAUUACCCACAAUAGGUUCAACUCUAUCUUCACUAUUUACUACAACAGAAGGGCAAACUUCCCAUAAUCCUCAAACAAUAACCUCAGCUGUUACAGCCCAAACAUUUAGCAUUUCUACAUCAUCCCAGCCAAGCCCUUCUGCUGAAACUAGUACCCAGAAAACUUCAUCAAUAUCAACAGAACCUCAUUCAUCUGCAACAACUCUCAUCUCAGUUUCAACAACUCAAAGCUGUCUGGAGAAUUGUCUGGAGAAGUGUAAUGGGUCCCCAUGCAUCUUUAAUGUAACAUCUGGGGAAUGUCAGUGUCAGUGUAAUCCUUUCACUUUUGGAGAGAACUGCAAUUUUGUAAAUGACUCUUCUUCUAUUACUUGGUCUGAAAGCAGGCCCACAAGGAAUGCAAACGUCUCUCUCAGAAUUAUGAUGGACUAUCUUCCUGGUUAUGAAAAUGUGAACUCUUCAGAAUCAAAAAAACUAAUUUCCAUCUUAAAACAUGAGCUUUCAAUCCUUUGUAAAAGAGCAGAUGCACCGAAUUUCAAAGAUGUGCACAUUCAUAAGCUUGUGCGAGGAAGUGUCAUUGCUGAAAGUACUGCAGUAUAUAACUAUCCCAACAAUGACUCACAAAUAAUGUUUCUAAAUAACUAUUUGGAAUACACCCUGGAAACAAUCUUUAACGACACAGAUUCAUUAAAAAAUCUCAGCAUAGCUCUUAAUGCUUCCAUCCAAGUUGACCAAAUAACCAUGGGGCCAGUUAUAAUAUCAAAUGUUUCAGAUCUGCAGUCAUUUGUGAAAUGCGCAGUGGAUUUUGCAAACUUAACGGUAGAAAUGGAAGAUGGAGCGUGGGUAUGUACGGGAUCAUGUAAAAAUAAUUCUGCAUUCUGCAAUCAACGAGGUGUAUGCCUAAAUCAAAAAAAUGGACCACAGUGCAGGUGUUACAGUUCUCCCUUUGAGAAGUACCAUGGAGAUCAUUGUGAGCUUUACAGCAGAGGGGCCGGUUUCUACGCUGUUCUCUUUGGCUGUUUAGCAGCUUUUGCUCUACUUAUCAUUGUCUUUGGUGUGAUGAUUCUGGUGCUCUACAGAGCCAAGAGCAGAACAUCAAGCAAAAGGAGAUUAUCACUUUUUGAUGAUGUCUUCUUCGAUUUUACAUCAAGAGGAUCCAUAGACAGUGAUUAUGGGAUUCAAAAUUUGUCAGUCACGGAAGAUUCAGCACCUGGGUCUUUCAGCUCAUACCAUGAAAAUACACCUGUGCGAUAAAGACCGGAGCAAAUUAAGUGGUGGAUGCCUGAUGAACAGAAAGCACAUUUUAUUUAAAAAAAUUGUAUUUAAAAUAUUUAUAAAAUAAUCUCAGGAAACCAACAUAAUUAUACAUACAUUUACUGGGUUGAUUUCAGAUUAUGUAUCUUAAGACUUUCAAAGC
Molecule: messenger RNA, 2610 nt
Organism: Carassius carassius (crucian carp)
Lineage: Eukaryota; Metazoa; Chordata; Actinopteri; Cypriniformes; Cyprinidae
Product: mucin-3A-like
Exons: 9
Coding region: 42-2447 (801 amino acids)
Source: RefSeq, a predicted model, not a curated record